AUGUCUGAGCCUCUCUACACUAUGUUCACGGGUCCCAACGCCGACAACAACCAACAACUUCUUCUGGAGGGCAAACUCCCCAUCCCUGGUGGCCUAACUUACCCUACCCAAGCCUUCCUUCGCCACUGUCGACUGUACGACAGUUACCGGCCUCGUUCUUUCCCCUUGACGGUUGAAGAGCACGUGGACUUUUGGAGUCGCACCCCUGAGAACAAGGGUUCUGAGCCCCACGGCCUCCAUAAUGGGCACUUCAAAGCAGGCGCCCUUUCGGAGCUGUUGGCUUCUUGUGAUACGGCGUUUCUGGACCUUCCAUUCCGUUCAGGCCAUGUUCCGGAACUCUGGAAGAACCUGAUGAACUUUGCGAUUGAGAAGAAGCCUGGCGACUUCCGCCCACAAGGGAUGCGGACCAUUCAGCUGUUCAACUCGGAGGCUCAAGCCAACUACAAGGAGGCGGGUUGGGCUGCAAUGAAGAACGCUGAGGAGGAUGACAUCAUCCCUGCAGGACAGUGUGGGUCACGAAAGCAGCACCAGUCCAUUGAUCUCGCCCUUUCCAAACGAUUGAUCUGGGACUCGCUCAUCCUGGAAUGA
This is a messenger RNA of Cylindrotheca closterium, 588 nucleotides long. The record is from the annotation of a GenBank genome assembly. Lineage: Eukaryota; Bacillariophyta; Bacillariophyceae; Bacillariales; Bacillariaceae.